This is a messenger RNA of Manis javanica (Malayan pangolin), 1851 nucleotides long. The record is from RefSeq and is a predicted model, not a curated record. NCBI's taxonomy places the organism in Eukaryota, Metazoa, Chordata, Mammalia, Pholidota, Manidae.
UGCUUUACCCUUCUCCGGUGCUACUCCUGUCGCGAGACUUCUUGCCUCUCCACCUUCGCCGCUCCCUCUGCUGCCGCUUUAGCCCGGGACCCGGACCCAGCCUCUCCCCUACCCGAACUCCAGCCCCGGCUUCAUUGAGGCCCCGGUCCCCCAAUCCCGCCUCGCCGCCGCCAUGGCGGACCCUAAAUACGCCGACCUUCCCGGCAUUGCCAGGAACGAGCCAGAUGUUUAUGAAACCAGCGACUUACCUGAGGAUGAUCAAGCAGAGUUUGAUGCGGUAAGACUAUAUGCUGCUUCAGGACUCCUCUGGACCUUGAUCUCUCUCCCUCAGGCAGGACCUUUCCAUUUUCUGGCAAGCCACAGCAAUGAGCGGGAGCUGGAAGAACUGACGAGCACAAGUGUGGAGCACAUCAUUGUCAAUCCUAAUGCUGCCUAUGACAAGUUCAAAGACAAGAGAGUGGGGACAAAGGGACUUGAUUUCUCAGAUCGUAUUGGAAAAACCAAGAGGACAGGAUAUGAAUCUGGAGAAUAUGAGAUGCUUGGAGAGGGCUUGGGAGUGAAGGAGACACCCCAGCAGAAGUACCAGCGACUACUGCAUGAGGUUCAGGAGCUGACGAGUGAAGUUGAAAAGAUCAAGACAACAGUGAAGGAGUCAGCGACUGAGGAGAAGCUGACCCCUGUGGUGCUGGCUAAACAGCUGGCAGCCCUGAAGCAGCAGUUGGUCGCCUCCCACCUGGAGAAGCUGUUGGGACCAGAUGCAGCAGUCAACCUUACUGACCCUGAUGGAGCUCUGGCUAAGCGCCUGCUGCUGCAGCUGGAAGCAACAAAAAACAGCAAAGGGGCUGGUUCACGAGGAAAGAUCACCACCAGUGAGGCCUCUCCAGAGAGCAGCCUUGUCACUUAUGAACUACAUUCUCGGCCUGAACAGGACAAAUUCUCUCAAGCUGCCAAAGUCGCAGAGCUUGAGAAACGCCUGACGGAGCUGGAAGCCACUGUACGCUGUGAUCAGGAUGGUCAGAAUCCCCUUUCUGCAGGUCUGCAAGGCACCUGUCUUAUGGAGACUGUGGAACUGUUGCAGGCAAAGGUGAGCGCCCUGGACCUUGCAGUUUUGGACCAAGUGGAGGCUCGGCUGCAGAGUGUCCUGGGAAAGGUGAAUGAGAUUGCUAAGCAUAAAACAUCUGUGGAGGAUGCGGAUACACAAAGCAAGGUGAACCAGCUGUAUGAAACCAUACAGCGUUGGAGCCCCAUCGCCUCCACCCUUCCUCAUCUGGUGCAGAGACUCGUCACCAUCAAGCAGCUGCAUGAGCAAGCCAUGCAGUUUGGUCAGCUGCUGUCACACUUGGAUGCCACCCAGCAGAUGAUUGCUAGUUCCCUCAAGGACAACACCAGCCUCUUGACCCAGGUGCAGACAACCAUGUGUGAAAACCUGUCCACAGUAGAGGGGAAUUUUGCUAACAUUAAUGGACGGAUGAAGCAGCUGGGAAAGUGAGCGCCUCUGGGAGAUGGCGAAUGGGGGUAAUGCCUACCCCUUUGAACUGUUAACAGCUUAAUAGGGUUUCCCCUUAAUUAUAACUCUUGCAUCCCCGUCCCAUUUGACACGGGGGCAAGGGGUUCUUCUUGCAUGUGGGGUUUACAGCCUUCCUCUGAUGAAUACAGAGCGGUAGCUAGGGGACAUCAGAUGGUGGUCUCCCCUUAAGCCCCAGGGAUGAGGACGUGGGCUGGCCCAUGCCAGCUCCUAUCCAGUACUGCUUAGCCUGGUAUGGUGAAGGAUUGGGUCCUAUUCUCCAGCACAGCUUCUGUGGCUGGUGGUGAUACUGUAAGUUUCUAACCAUUAAAUGCUAUUGUACUCUG